This is a messenger RNA of Oryza sativa Japonica Group (Japanese rice), 3141 nucleotides long. Its product is annotated as glutamate receptor 2.8. Gene Ontology annotation, cellular component: plasma membrane. The record is from RefSeq and is a predicted model, not a curated record. Lineage: Eukaryota; Viridiplantae; Streptophyta; Magnoliopsida; Poales; Poaceae. Gene Ontology annotation, molecular function: signaling receptor activity; ligand-gated monoatomic ion channel activity.
UUGCCCUAAAAAAAAGCAAAAAAUUAAAAAGCAAACGCGAUAACGCGAACUCGCGAAGGAAGACGAGAGAGAGAGAGAGAGAGAGAGAGAGAGAGAGAGGAGAGAGGCAGUCGCCGCCGUCCGCCCCUUCAGCUCGCCGCUGAUUUUGGUCGCUGGGGAAGGAGAGGAGUGAUCUGAUGGGAUUCACUCGCGGGGGCCGUGUAGAAGUCGACUUGAUUCGGAGGGGAUCGGGAGAUCGGAGUCAUGGUCGGAGGCAGCGAUUGGCGAAGGAGGGAGGAUCCAGGCACCGAUUUUGAGCGGAAUCGUCUGUUCGCUGCGCUGCAAUAGAUCUCAUCAGGAAUGAAAAUGUUGCCAUUGUUAUUGGUCCUCAGAGCACUUUACAAGCAGAAUUUGUGACCUACCUAGCGAACAAGACCAAGGUUCCUGUCAUCACUUUCUCUGCAACCGGUGAUGCAGUCACUCGGUACCAUGUCCCGUACUUCAUUCGUGCUUGUUCCAAGGACUCCUAUCAGGUGGCCUCCAUUGCUGCAUUCGUCAAAGCCUAUGAAUGGAGAAAUGUUGUUCUUGUCUAUGAAGACAACAAUUAUGGUGUUGGCAUCCUCCCUUCCAUUACCGAUGCUCUUCAAGGUGUCGGGGUUAAUGUCAUUAACCGUUCUGCCUUCCCUGCUUAUUCCCCCAAUAACCAUAUAGAUGUGGAACUAUACAAGCUCAUGACCAUGCAGACGCGUGUCUUCAUUGUCCACAUGUUGCCAGCCCGUGCUUCCCGCCUCUUUGCAAGGGCAAAAGCACUCGGUAUGAUGACUAAAGGGUAUGUCUGGAUUGUCACAGAUAGCAUUGGUAUUGUCCUUGAUGUGCUUCCCCAACAUUCCAUUGAAAGCAUGGAGGGAAUUGUUGGUUUCCGGCCAUAUAUUGCAGAAUCUACAAGGAUCACUGAUUUCAGCUCUCGAUUUACCACCUUAUUCAGAACUAAGUACCAUCCAAAUACUGAUAUUAGGAUGGCAAAACCCACUAUCUUUCAAUUAUGGGCUUAUGAUGUGGCAUGGGCAGUCGCAACAGCAACUGAGAAGGUUCAUAGGACCAGAUCUUUGAACCCAACUUUUCAUCCUCCGGGAAACAUAGGCAAGAACUUAGUAGAUGAUCUCCCAGCAUUGCCUGCUGGUCCAGAACUCCUCAAUUCCAUUUUGCAAGGAGAGUUUGAUGGAUUGGCUGGACAAUUCAGGCUUAUCGAUAGACAUCUGCAGGUUCCCACAUAUGAGAUUGUCAAUGUUAUUGGAGAGAAAACUAGAGUUAUCGGGUUUUAUAGUCCUGAUUCUGGACUCACAAUGUCUGUGAACUCUAGAAUUAUCCAUGGUGAUGCUAAAUUUAGCACAAGUUCUUCUGAUCUGGAAAAUAUCGUUUGGCCUGGAGAUUCAACAACAGUGCCCAAAGGCUGGGACUUCCCAGUGAAUGCUAAGAUACUCCAGAUUGGUGUGCCAGUGAGACGUGAUUUUAAAACUUUUGUGAAUGUUGAGACUAAUCCGAACACGAAUAGAUCAACUGUCAGUGGCUACAGCAUUGAUAUGUUUGAGGCAGCUGUCAAGAAAUUACCGUAUGCUCUACGCUACGAGUACAUUCCCUAUGAUUGUGCUGUUUCAUAUGACCUGCUAGUAUCCCAGGUCUUUUACAAGAAGUUUGAUGCAGCAGUCGGUGAUGUGACAAUUAUUGCUAACCGAACUAGAUAUGUAGAUUUCACAAUGCCAUACACAGAGUCUGGUGUUUCGAUGCUUGUUCUAUCUAAGAGUGACGAUGAACCAACCACAUGGAUCUUCCUACAGCCACUAGCAAAGGACCUAUGGAUUGCCACUAUGAUCUUUAUCUUCUUCACAGGCCUAGUUGUAUGGGUGAUUGAAAGACCUAUAAAUCGCGAUUUCCAAGGGUCAAAAUGGAAACAGUGCAUCACUGCUUUCUACUUUGCAUUCUCCACUUUGACUUUUUCACAUGGUCAAAAGAUCCAAAGCAUUCAGUCAAAAAUUGUUGUGGUAAUUUGGUGCUUAGUUUUGAUGAUUCUGGUGCAGAGCUAUACAGCAAGUUUGUCAUCAAUGCUAACGGCAGAGAGGCUCCAACCUUCAGUGACUGAUCUAAAACAACUUUUGGCCAAUGGUGAUUCUGUUGGACACCAAAGUGGAUCAUUUGUGCAAUCAAUUCUGAAGAAGCUUAAAUUUGAUGACCACAAGAUAAAGGUUUAUAGCACGCAGGAGGAAUAUGCAAAAGCAUUAAGGAUGGGAUCAAAGCAUGGAGGGGUUUCGGCUAUCUUCGAUGAGAUACCCUAUCUAAAUUCUUUCUGCUCGAAAUACGGGAGGGAGUUCCAGAUGGUUGGCCCCAUUGACAGAACAAGUGGAUUUGGUUUUGUUUUACCUAAAGGCUCUCCAUUGGUACCAGACCUUUCAGAGGCCAUCUUGAGCUUAACGGAAGAACCUGAAAGGUUGAAGAUUGAAAAGACAUGGUUCAUGGAUUCGUCCUUGGAUUAUUAUGGCAGUCACAGCAAAGGCUCAUCACGUAUCAGUUUUCAGAGCUUCCAAGGUCUUUUCAUCAUUGUCGGGUGCCUUUUAGGUGCUGUGCUGUUGAUAAACUUUAGCAAGUUUCUAUAUGACAAAUGCAAAGAGAUGAGAGGCUUCGGUUCAGACCGUGUCCAUAGUGGCGAGAGAGUUGUUUGUUACGGUGAAGCUCAACCACAACCACCGCAGAUUGUCAUGGUCGAUCGACGAUCCUGUGCCUGCUGAUACCCUCCAGAUUAGGACUGAAAACAAAUAAAGAGUGUGAACAGUUAUCUGCACCAACUAUCCCAACUCCCAAGGCACUAGAAUGGCUCUGAAGCUAGAAAAAAGUUCACUUGUUUUGGCCUGCUUGUUGCAUGGCCUUGCUUAACUGUGUAAGCCUCUUCUGUUGGUUUUAAUUAGUCAAUUGAAAGCUAUUCUAAAACUCUAGAUUUGCAAUAAUUGUAAUGAUAAUUGUAAUGUAGCACAAACAUGCUGAACGAUGUUCAGUUGAUGUUUUUCUUUUCUUGGGACAAAACUCAAUUGUAAGCUAUUCUAAAAGAACUCUAGAUUGACAAUGAUUGUAAUAUAGCACAAACACGACGAACGAAGUUUUUCUUGGGCAAGA